AUGUCUCUCAUCAAUAAUAUUUGCCCCCUUGAUGGGAGAUACCGGGAAGCAACAGAAGAAUUGAGGAAAGUGUGGGGAGAUAUACACCUUAUGCGUCAUAGGGUUUAUGUUGAGCUAAAAUGGUUAGAGUUUUUUGUUGCGAAUGUUCACCCUCAAGUCCCUCUUACUCCUGAACAGCUCCGGGAUUUAGAGCCUCUGUAUGAGGUAACAGAAGAAAAUCUUCAAAGAAUAUUUGCCAUAGAAAAACAAACAAAUCACGAUGUUAAGGCUGUUGAAUAUUAUAUAAGGGAGAGGUUGGAGGCAAUUCCUUCAUUAUCUUCUUUAUUAGGCAUGCGGAUACUCCCCUUCUUGCAAGAACUCACGGGCAGCCAGCAACCCCAACAACAUUUGGCAAAGAAUUUGCUGUUUAUUAUCAUAGAUUAA
This is a messenger RNA of Eimeria maxima, 423 nucleotides long. Its product is annotated as adenylosuccinate lyase, putative. Gene Ontology annotation, molecular function: catalytic activity. The record is from RefSeq and is a predicted model, not a curated record. NCBI's taxonomy places the organism in Eukaryota, Apicomplexa, Conoidasida, Eucoccidiorida, Eimeriidae. The coding region runs from base 1 to 423 and encodes 140 amino acids. The transcript has 5 exons.